This is a messenger RNA of Rhea pennata, 882 nucleotides long. It is a transcript of the gene PNP, whose product is annotated as purine nucleoside phosphorylase. Gene Ontology annotation, cellular component: cytoplasm. Gene Ontology annotation, molecular function: purine-nucleoside phosphorylase activity. Gene Ontology annotation, biological process: nucleoside metabolic process. The transcript is spliced from 6 exons. The record is from RefSeq and is a predicted model, not a curated record. NCBI's taxonomy places the organism in Eukaryota, Metazoa, Chordata, Aves, Rheiformes, Rheidae. Bases 1 to 882 code for a protein of 293 amino acids.
AUGGCCUGUGCUGAGGAAGACAGAAAUUGCUAUGAGGUGUAUAAGGAAACAGCAGAUUGGUUACAAGCCCAUACCGCUCAGCGCCCAAAGACUGCCAUCAUCUGUGGCUCUGGACUGGGAGGUCUGGCUGAUGUGUUGGAUAACAAGAUAGUCUUUCCAUAUGAAGAUAUCCCUCAUUUCCCACGGAGCACAGUUGCAGGGCACGCUGGCAGGCUGGUGUUUGGGGAGCUGAACGGCCAUCCGUGCGUAUGCAUGCAGGGACGUUUCCACUUCUACGAAGGAUACUCUCUCAGUGCGGUCACCUUUCCCAUCAGGGUGUUCUGUCUCCUGGGCAUCAAGAUCUUGAUUGUCACAAAUGCUGCUGGGGGAUUGAAUCACCACUUCCAAGUGGGGGACAUCAUGUUCAUUAGAGAUCACAUCAACAUGUUUGGCUUGGGAGGGCAGAACCCACUGCGAGGACCAAAUGACGAGAGGUUUGGAGUGAGGUUUCCCUGCAUGUCAGAUGCUUAUGAACAAGAGCUGCUCAGCCUGGCAAGGGAGAGCGCGCAGGAACUGGGCUACCUGGGUUUCACCCGAGAGGGAGUAUACUGUAUGCUGGCAGGUCCCUGCUAUGAAACCAUUGCAGAGUGCCGCAUGCUGCAGGCCCUGGGAGCAGAUGCAGUAGGCAUGAGCACUGUCCCGGAGGUAAUUGUAGCCAGGCACUGUGGCCUCAGAGUCUUUGGGGUCUCCCUCAUCACCAACAAAGCUGUGAUGAGCUACGACAGUCAGGAGAAAGCCAACCAUGAAGAAGUUCUGCGCAUCUCUGUGGUUCGAGCUGAAGCCCUGCAGAAACUGGUCGCUCACUUGAUUGGCAAGCUGGGGGAGAAUGCAAGCUCUUCAUGA